AUGUGAUGAAGCACGAGUCACAGAAGCAGACGCACUCGGUCCAGGAGGGUGUAAAUGUGGUGGAGCACUCAGAACCAAGUGUCUCCCUGUGGAAGUCUUUAAGUGACUAGUUCUCAGAUUUGGACGUGAGCUACUCAGGAAAUCUGAAGAUCUGAAGGCAAAAAGGGACAAAUACGAAUGCUGGUUCUGACAUCUGAAGCAAUGCAUGGAAUGAAUCGCUCUGUGGUAUCAGAGUUUGUGUUCCUCGGGAUCACUAAUAUAUGGGAGAUUCAGUUUCUACUUUUUGUCUUCACUUUGUUCUUCUACUUUGCAAGCAUGAUGGGCAACCUUGUCAUUGUGCUCACUGUAACUUUGGACGCUCAUCUAAACUCCCCCCUCUACUUCCUCUUAGCUAAUCUCUCAGUCAUUGAUAUGGUAUUCUGCUCAAUUACAGCUCCUAAGAUGAUCUGUGACAUUUUCAAGAAACACAAAACCAUCUCCUUCUGGGGCUGUAUUACUCAGAUCUUCUUCAGUCAUGCAGUUGGGGGCACUGAGAUGGUGUUACUCAUAGCCAUGGCUUUUGACCGAUAUGUAGCCAUAUGUAAGCCUCUGCACUACCUGAUCAUCAUGAGCCCACACGUGUGUCUAUUUUUUUUAGUCACUUCCUGGGUCAUUGGCCUUAUUCACUCAGUGGUACAAUUGGUGUUUGUGGUAGACUUGCCUUUCUGUGGUCCUAAUACCUUGGACAGUUUUUAUUGUGACCUCCCCCGACUCCUCAGACUUGCUUGCACAAACACUCAAGAGCUUGAGCUCAUGGUCACUGUCAACAGUGGGCUCAUUUCUGUGGGCUCCUUUCUCUUACUGGUCAUUUCCUAUAUUUUCAUUCUGUUCACUGUUUGGAAACAUUCUUCUGGUGGAUUGUCUAAGGCCCUUUCCACCCUAACUUCUCCCACUACCGUACUUUUCCUUGCUCGGGCCCUGUGA
Peromyscus maniculatus bairdii (prairie deer mouse) is the source of this 963-nucleotide messenger RNA. Its product is annotated as olfactory receptor 4F15. Gene Ontology annotation, biological process: G protein-coupled receptor signaling pathway. Gene Ontology annotation, molecular function: olfactory receptor activity; G protein-coupled receptor activity. NCBI's taxonomy places the organism in Eukaryota, Metazoa, Chordata, Mammalia, Rodentia, Cricetidae. Gene Ontology annotation, cellular component: membrane. The record is from RefSeq and is a predicted model, not a curated record.